Messenger RNA from Ylistrum balloti, 1997 nucleotides. RefSeq names its product origin recognition complex subunit 4-like. The coding region runs from base 44 to 1369 and encodes 441 amino acids. The transcript has 12 exons. NCBI's taxonomy places the organism in Eukaryota, Metazoa, Mollusca, Bivalvia, Pectinida, Pectinidae. Gene Ontology annotation, cellular component: nucleus; nuclear origin of replication recognition complex. Gene Ontology annotation, molecular function: ATP hydrolysis activity; ATP binding; DNA replication origin binding. The record is from RefSeq and is a predicted model, not a curated record. Gene Ontology annotation, biological process: DNA replication; DNA replication initiation.
CUUGAUGCAUUUAACUGAAAAAGAAUCGAAAGAUUGAUUUAAAAUGAAACAGAAACAGAAUAAAUUAAAAACGAACAAAGCUCCUAGUGACGACAUCUUGGACAUUGCAAAGUCAUCCCUGGAGAGGACCUGUGAUCUGCUGCGUCACCGAGUUUCCCAGUUGUCCACUCCACCAGAGGUCCAUGGAUAUCAGACAGAAAGAAGACAGCUGCUGGAUUUGAUCAGAAGGACUGGUAUGACGGGUGAAAGUAACUCUGCCCUGUUGAUAGGACCAAGAGGAUGUGGCAAAUCUAUGCUGAUAGAAAAUGUUGUGGAGGAGCUGAUGACCAAUCAGGAAAUUAGAGAUAAUCUUCUUCAUGUUCGUCUCAAUGGCCUAUUACAGACCGAUGACAAGAUUGCUCUGAAAGAGAUCACACGACAAUUACAGCUGGAGAAUACUGUUGGAACUAAAGUAUUUGGAUCCUUUGCGGAGAAUCUUCAGUUUCUACUAGACGCACUGAAGAGCGGUAGCCAUAGUAGUAAGCCUAUUUUGUUUGUCCUGGACGAAUUUGACCUGUUUGCUCACCACAAGAACCAGACACUACUGUACAAUCUGUUUGAUGUAGCACAGUCUGCUCAGGCUCCAGUUUGUGUUAUUGGACUCACUUGUAGAUUGGAUGUUGUUGAGCUGUUAGAGAAGAGAGUGAAGUCACGAUUUUCACAUCGACAGAUUCAUCUUUUUCACAACAUCACAUUGGGAGACUAUACUAGUCUCUGCAUCACAUAUCUCAGUCUCCCUGAUGAUUUCGCGGACAGGAAAUUUGUGACAGCUUGGAACAAACAUGUACAGGAGCUGGCUUCUGACCAGACUGUUCAAGGUGUCCUUCGGCGUCAGUUUGAGUUCAACAAGGAUGUUAGGACGCUACAGCAGUUACUGAUGUACCCAGUGUGUUGUGUGAGUGAGACACAUCCAUUCCUUGUUCCUGCUGACUUUGUUGAUGGUAUGAAGAUGCAGACUAUGGACACCAAGUCUGCUAUGCUACAUGGUGUUUCAAUCCUGGAACUCUGCCUUAUCAUUGCCAUGAAGCACCUGACAGAAAUCUAUGAUGGGGAGCCAUUUAAUUUUGAAAUGGUUUAUAGUGAAUACAGAAAAUUUGCCCAGAGGCGAUCAUCCAUGCAAGUUUAUGAAAAAGCUGUAGUGUUGAAGGCAUUUGAACACCUAAUUGCUCUGGAGUUGGUGAAGACAAUGGACGGAGCUGGAUCUCGGGUACAGAAGGAGUAUCGCCUGCUUUCACUGCUCGUUCAUCCGUCACAGAUCUUGGAUGCUCUGCAGAAAUACCCAAACUGUCCUACAGAGGUCAAACAGUGGGCUCAGUCUUCAGUCAUAUAGCUAAGUGCGUGUAACUAUUUUUGGUUUCAUACUUGAGACCUUCUCAGUCAUUUACCAAGAAAAUAUGGCAGAAAAGUGAUCUUUUCAAGUUGCACACCAAAGGGCAAAUGACAUGGCAAGCAGGCUUGUAAUCCAAGAGACCUGAUGGUCAAGGAACUCUGUAAAGUUCAUCUGACUAAAUGUUGGUGACAGUGAAUUCUAGCAACAUACUAAGAAUGUGAUUGACAGUAAAGGCCCCUGUCAAAAACAUGCUGUUUUGUUGAAUUGUCACACCUAAGGGCAGAUGUGCAGGUAUUCUGCAAAAACAUUCACUUUUGUUUGAAGUUUAUUUUUUGUUGGGUUUGCCAGUUCUCUGAAACUACAGAUUAAUUAGUCCAUGAAACUGUUUCCUAUUGAAAUGUUACAUUAAUUUUCAGUAUUAUCAAAUUUCAUGGGAACCACAUAACCAAGUCCCAACCAAAAAGCAUUUCUAAAAAACCAAGAAAUUGGAGCUACACAAAUAUUGUAAUAGGGAAAAAAUAUGACGUCACAUGAGAUAAUAUGUCAUGUAAUGCUGAUUAUUAUUGUGUUGUCAUGUAUUAUUGACCAGAUAGGAGAUUCAUGACCUUGAUCUGAUGAACUCUUGAGU